This is a messenger RNA of Schizophyllum commune H4-8, 2959 nucleotides long. RefSeq lists its product as uncharacterized. The transcript is spliced from 6 exons. Bases 93 to 2774 code for a protein of 893 amino acids. The record is from RefSeq and is a predicted model, not a curated record. NCBI's taxonomy places the organism in Eukaryota, Fungi, Basidiomycota, Agaricomycetes, Agaricales, Schizophyllaceae.
AAUUGCCGAAAGGCUGGCCACAAAGCACCUGAGGGUGGACUCGCGCCCGGACCGGUUAUUCGCGCCUUGUCCUUGACGCUCAACAGUCUCAAAUGCUCUCUUCCGACCUCGAAGACAUUUUGCGCGAUGCGACGGGGAAGUUCACCCCGGAGUCCGCGCCUGCGCUCUUGUCGUCGAUUCUACAUAUUCUCUGUCGCAAGCGUUCGCGACCACUAGACCGCGACUACGUGUCAGAAGAUGCUUGCGCCACAAUGCUGGGCACCCGUCCCGAGAUCUAUACCCUAUUGAAGAAAGCAGUCGAGGACAUCGACUGCGACCUCCUAUGGAACUGCGACGCACUUCGACUUGACGAUGUGGAACUGCGCACACGCUGGGCAGGAUGUCCAUCCGACUCCAAUUUUGAAAAGCAGCUGGAAGAGUACUUACGCAUACACCGUGAUUUCAUAGCAGCCUUCGCCAAUUCCACUGAACUGCCCGCGUCAUGGGGCCCAGCGCGUACCAAGGUAGGUGCCGCGCCGUCGACGUAUAUCGACUCCUUCAUAUCCUCGCUGGGAAUCCCGGAUACGGGCGCGCGCUCUCCUACUCUGGAGCUGCACGACCUCGGCAACCUCCUCGAUGCAGAUGCCACUCGUGCACGUUUGGACAACAUAUUCGUACCGGGGAGCCACACCUUGUUCAUCAAUACAUCGGGAUCAGGAAAAACUCGGCUGGUACUGGAAGGCCUCGCACAGCACUGGGGAUUCUACAUCCCUUGCGCUUUCGAUAAUUCGUGCCUAGGCUCGAUGGACGCUGAUUUAUGCCUCUCCAACGACGUGUCUCGGAGACGAAAAUUUGUGCCAAGAGCUGGCCCCGAUUCGCCUUCGGAUCACGAAUGGAAUCGCGUGGUUACCCGCAACACCUUUGCCUGCAUUCUACUAUCGCGUCUCAUCCUCCUCAAAGCGUUCGUUCAGGAGUUGGACGAUCCAUCCUCCCCAAAGGCUCGGCAUCGUUGGCUUCUCUUCCAGGUCUUGACUACAAAAAUGGAUCGAGGGGACAUCUUCCGACAGUUGUCCACUAUGGCUGAUGAGGUUUCGAACCGGUAUGCUAGUGCAAUGAUUUCGGACAUGGUGCUUGACAUCCGGAGGCGGUGCGGUGCAGCGACGGAGAUCUUCUGCGUCCUUGAUGAGGCACAGCGGGCGGACAGCGCCUAUCGCGAUGCGUUUGGCCGGGACAGCACCGCGUUGCGCGCGAUCGCUAGCUCGUGGGAGAACCGCGAUGGAAUAACUGUCAUCUUGACCGGCACCUCGAUGGAGAUCGAGCCCUUUCGUCGUGGCGAAGGUCCCGCUUACCGCGUCUGUACUGACACGGGGACGUUCGACACACCUGAGCGUCAACGCGCCUAUGUUCUACGCUAUCUACCACCGGAGCUCGCAAAAUCGGCCGAUGGUAGAUGGCUGCUCGAACACAUAUGGCGAUGGCUUCGAGGACGGUAUCGCUUCACAGCCUCCUUUGUAUCCAGUCUUCUCAUUGCACGGUUUGAGCAGCCUCGGCUACUUCUCAACCGAUACAUCUCCUGGUUCAUGAGCAUCGAUCCGCCAUAUAUACGCAUGUCUGAACUUCGCCAGCAACUCUCGCCGGCCGCUAUCGAAGCUGCUUGUCGAUUCCAACCGUUCAAGGGGUGGUCUUUGGAUGGAGAUUGUCUAGCUUUCUUGACAUCGCUUUCGGCUCUCUUCAGGAUCCUGCUGCAAGGCGAAGACAGCAUCCGACUGCAGAAAGACUGCUUCGCCUUGGCGUCCAAUGGCGUUGCCCCCUUGAUUAAUUGCGUCGGCACAGAAGCCUCCAUACACGAACCUUGCGUCGUCCUGCCGCUGGCUCGGCUCUUCUUCGAGAGGCGAGGCAUCCUUCGUGGCUUCUUCCCAGACGAGGAAGCCUCCUACCUCUGGAACCCCCCGAUAUACGGUUAUCACCAUCUCGCGCUCGUGCCAGUACUAGCACAGGCGCUCAUGGAAAGCAAGUAUCGGUUAAGCGAGUUGUUCACUUUCAAGGGCGUUGCGCCUGCGUGGGCAGCGCAGACAGCGCGGCUCGUCCGCGUUUCGCGCGUCGGCUCUACCCAAGCGCUGCGCGCCACCGCCUAUCGGUCUUCCUUAUCGAACAUAACGCGCGACAAUGCAUGGGUCACGGACUCAACCGCGUGGCUCCAGCACGAGACGAAAUCGCCAUUUUGCCUUUCGUCUGAGUUUAGCCACGCCGACGUCCUCUUCGUCGUGCGUCUCCAUGAUGGCCGAUGCAUUUACGUCGCCCUUUCUACGUUGUUCAAGAACGACUUCGUGAAAACCACAGCCGCCGACGUCCAGGCGAGGCUCUCGAAGAUGACGUCGAGGAAGAUCUUCCAGGUGGAAUCUUCGACCUCCUCGCGUCGCCUGAGAUUCGACGACUUGCCUGCACCCGUCCGCGAAGCGGGGAACCCUCCCUUGCUGCGCCUCCUCGCGACCUAUCCGCACGAAACAAACGUCAUUGAGCUGGCUGGCACAACUAAAGAGCUCGUCGCUGUCGUCAACAUGACCAUCCUUCGCGAGUACGCGGAGGCAUACACCAUCGACGACAUCGUCCACCGGCUGACAACUGUCAUGAGCGCGCCGCGCCCCGUCAACGCACACAAGCGCAAGCGGGCGGAUACCCCGAACUUGGAUGAUGAUGCGGAUGCGCGAGUCCAUCGUACGCGAUCUGUGACCAAGAGAACGUGCAAGGUGCAAGAAACUCAUGCUCAACUGAGGGCAAGACGACUGAAGGAAUGAGAGACUGCGCCAAAAACGUCACCGGCGCCGCCUACGAGGGAAGGGCCGACACUGCCGAGACGUUGUUUGAGGAGCGGCGCAAGUCGUCGUUGAUCCUCAUAAAGAACAUCAUCGUGAAUCGUUGUUGUAUCUGACCUGGAAGGCGCCUCUUACUGUAGCACGUAGCUGCUCUCAUGACUAUGUCC